GUCCUGAGGAACUGAGACCCAUGAAGGAUGGUACUGGCUGCUUUGACUACUCCAGAGGGAUUGAUUGUUCUGAUGGCUUCAACGGUGGUUGUGAACAGCUGUGCCUGCAGCAGACUCUUCCUCUCCCAACGGACCCCCUGUCCAGCACCAUCCACAUGUUCUGUGGCUGCGUUGAGGAAUACAAGCUGGCUCCAGAUGGCAAAUCCUGCCUCAUGUUAUCAGACAUUUGUGAAGGGUCCAAAUGCCUCAAACCAAAUACAAAAUUCAACGACACUCUCUUUGGGGAGAUGUUGCAUGGCUACAACAACAGAACCCAACACGUCAACCAAGGGCAGGUCUUCCAGAUGACAUUCAGGGAAAAUAAUUUCAUCAAGGACUUUCCCCAGUUGGCUGAUGCACUGAUGGUGAUCCCCCUGCCAGUGGAAGAGCAAUGCCGUGGUGUACUCUCCGAGCCUCUGCCUAACCUUCAGCUGCUCACUGGUGAUAUUCGGUACGACGAAGCCAUGGGUUACCCUAUGGUGCAGCACUGGAGGGUGCGAAGCAACCUGUACAAAGUGAAGCUUAGUACCAUUGCCCUCUUGGCAGGAUUUUCCAACACCCUGAAGAUCCUGAACAAGGACAGCAGCCGGGAAGAGUUGCUGACCUUCAUCCAGCAGUACGGCUCCCACUACAUAGCGGAGGCCCUGUACGGCUCUGAAUUCAGCUGCGUCAUCCACUUCCCAAGCAAGAGGGUUCAACAGCAGCUGUGGUUUCAGUAUCAGAAAGAAACGACAGAACUUGGCAACAAGAAGGAGCUGAAGUCCAUGCCAUUCAUUACUUACCUGUCAGGCCUGCUGUCUGCCCAGAUGCUGUCGGAUGAACAACUGAUCACAGGUGUGGAGAUCCGCUGUGAAGAAAAGGGGCGCUGCCCUUCCACAUGCCACUUGUGCCGGCGGCCGGGCAAAGAGCAGCUCAGUCCAACACCUGUGCUUCUGGAGAUUAACCGCGUGGUCCCCCUGUACACACUCAUCCAGGACAACGAAACUAGGGAGGCUUUCAAGGGGGCCCUCAUGAGCUCGUACUGGUGCUCAGGAAAAGGAGAUGUGAUUGAUGACUGGUGCCGAUGUGACUUGAACGCCUUCGAUGAGAACAGCCUCCCCAACUGCAGCCCCCUCCACCAGCCGGUAUUGCGACUGUCCCCCAAUGUGGAACCUUCUAGUACCGUCGUCUCGUUGGAGUGGUUGGAUGUUCAGCCUGCCAUUGGAACCAAAGUCUCGGACUACAUCCUCCAUCAUAAGAAGGUUGAUGAAUACACCAACACUGAUCUCUACACAGGAGAGUCCUUGAGCUUUGCCGAUGAUUUGCUGUCUGGCCUUGGAACAACCUGUGUGGCUGCUGGCAGAAGUCACGGGGAUGUCCCUGACACGAGCCUCUACUCCGUCAUUUUCAAGUGCCUGGAGCCAGACGGACUCUACAAAUUCACCCUGUAUGCAGUGGACACACGAGGAAGGCACUCUGAGCUGAGCACCAUCACCCUGCGAACAGCAUGUCCUUUAGUGGAUGACAGUAAGGCAGAAGAGAUUGCCGAUAAGAUCUACAAUUUGUACAAUGGCUACACCAGUGGGAAGGAGCAGCAGACAGCCUACAACACGCUGAUGGAGGUGUCGGCAUCAAUGCUUUUCCGCGUCCAGCACCAUUACAAUUCCCACUAUGAGAAGUUUGGGGACUUUGUGUGGCGCAGUGAGGAUGAACUCGGCCCCAGGAAAGCUCACCUCAUCCUGAGGAGGCUAGAAAAGGUCAGCAGCCAUUGCUCAACCUUGCUCCGCAGCGCCUACAUCCAGAGCCGUACCGACACCGUGCCCUACUUGUUCUGCCGCAGCGAAGAGGUCCGGCCGCCUGGCAUGGUCUGGUACAGCAUCCUCAAGGACACCAAAAUCAUGUGCGAGGAAAAGAUGGUCUCCUUGCUGCGCAACACGUACGGCGAGUCAAAGGGGCGAUGAGAGAAGGCGACUGGCCUAGCACACAUGAAAGACUAGACAGGCGCACGGACUCUGCGGAGUCGGGAACUUGUAGCAUCCUGGAAUUUGGGGAAAGAAGACCACAUGGGACUUCAAAACGUGGACAGCAGCAAAUUGCAAGAUUGGCAAGAUGUGUUCUCUCUCUUUUUUUUGUCAAAUCCCUUUUUUUAAACGGAAGUACAUAAUUUUACUCCAUUUAAAAAAGCCUCUCCCUUUUAUUAAGUUUUUCCCCUUAUGAAAUCUCUAGCCUACAUGCCCAGAGGCCAGGAUGAAGAGGGACGGCGGAAACCGAACAGUGGGAAGGGGGAGGGGACAUGGUAGCGAAGGGGAUCCAUAGCUCUAAUGACGAGAUUGGGAUAGAGCUAUGGACCCAUAUGGAGGCCUUACCCACAACGGGGUCUCUGAUGAGUUGUGUGUGGUAAGUGAGGAGCCAGGAGAAACUACAAUGUAGAGGAGGCACCAUCCGGAAAGUAAAAGUGACGCCGUUUAAGAACCAGGCAGGUGCAAAAGACUUUGCUGGCGAACUUUUUAAAAUAAUCAUUUAGAACGAGUGAAAAUGCUCCAGGUUUACAGAACUGCUGCUUGGGCAGCCAUCUUUAGCAGGGUCCUGACAAGUUUAUCUGUGCAUUAAAACAUUCAUAUUACUUCCA
Messenger RNA from Sphaerodactylus townsendi, 2647 nucleotides. It is a transcript of the gene ASTN2, whose product is annotated as astrotactin 2. The transcript is spliced from 12 exons. The coding region runs from base 21 to 1979 and encodes 652 amino acids. The record is from RefSeq and is a predicted model, not a curated record. Gene Ontology annotation, biological process: neuron cell-cell adhesion; neuron migration. Lineage: Eukaryota; Metazoa; Chordata; Lepidosauria; Squamata; Sphaerodactylidae.